GGAAAACCAACUUAUUUCUGUAUCCAGUUGUGAUUUUGUAAUAAAAAAUGAAGCAUACAUUACGUAAUAUAAUUUUGGGAUUGCUGAUUACUUUGCUAGUUAAUGCUAAUAAUGCUAAUGAUGUCUUUAUUAUUGGCGAUAACUUUUGUUUGACAAACGGCACAUCAGCUAUAUAUUUCACUAAUACUGACGGUAAGGGAGAUCAAGAGUCCAAGAUAUAUCCAGAUCCACCGCUUUCACCAAUUAACUGUGAUUCUAAAACCGAGGAAUGUAAAGGGUGGUAUAUCGGGCAAAACGUUGAGAGAAGGGAUUCGUAUAGAACUUUUUCUCCUUCAAUUAUAACUGAUAAACGAUGGGAAAGUUUUCCUACAAUAAUAACACAACAAUCUAAAUAUGGCCGAACCUAUUAUUAUAAGGAAGUGGACGAUAUAGACGACAAUAUGUCUAUUGCAUUCUCAGUAAAAGCAAAAUAUGAAAGUCAUAUUUUUUUAUGCGAAUCAUCAAUAACGUCAAAUUGUUACUGGAUAAUGCUUGGAGGAAACAGUGGACAAUUGUCAGCUUAUCGAAAAUGCUCAACAAAUCAAAUUCCUGUACCUUUAAAAACAUAUGCUGUGGGUUCCUGUCGCACAAAUCAUAAUCCUUUAGAGGACAAUCCUCUGGACGAAAAUAAUUGGAAACAUUUCGUUAUCCAGAAAUUCCGUAAUCUGUUAAGAUUACUUAUAUACAGGGGUAAAAAAGAUGGUUUAACUACGUACAUGGAGCUAGAUGAUGAAAAUUACAUAAUUCCAAAAAAAUUAUUUCUCCACUACAAAAGUACAACUGGUCAUGCCCUUUGGAAACUUCAUAAGUACUAUAAUUUCGAAAGCAGUGGUGAAGCUGAUCUGAGCAGUGCGCACUUUCUGCCACGAAAUGGCAUUAUAUGUGUAUCGAUGUUUGUGAAAACUUCUUCACAAGGAACGUUAGAGAUAGAAAUUACAGAUAGAAAUUCCGUAAUGGAAACAAGAGAACUAAAUACUAAUAAUACGUGGCAAGAGAUUAAGAUGAUUGUAAAAGCCGACAUCAAUUAUAUAUAUUGGGUAAAUAUUUUUCAUCAUGGAAUUUCUACUGAUACUUGGGCAGUUGAUGGUAUUAGGGAAUGCAAUGAAAUAGAAUAUCGAUAUAUAGCUGCAGACGGUUUUGACAGUUUGAAUUGUCAACGAUUAGAAGAUCAAUUAACUUUGAAUAUAAAUAAGCGAACCUCUACUACAAGCAAAGAAACAAACUGCAGUGAAUCAACAUUUGGAGAGAGUUGUAUUCCAUGUGAUAUAUUUGGUAAACAGUUCUGUAAAUCUUUUAAAUAUUGUGAAUUGAGGACGCAGAAAUGCUUCUGUACUGCAGGAUACCAGAAUGCUAACUGUGAAGAGUGCCCAGAUAAGUUUUAUGGACAUGGAUGUAAAAAGUAUAGUCAUUGCAAUACACGGCCUAAUAAUACUGAUGGAUUUUGUUACGAAGGAAAUUGUAUAGAUCCUUAUAUUGGUGACAGUUGCCAUGAUGUUAAAUUCCCGUUUUUUCUAAAUCCUCCCACGGUAUAUACCGUUACUGCAAGAGGAUUUAACCUAGUCCAAGAUAAUUUAACGAGGGAAGGGUAUGCUGAAUCUUACUUUUUUCAGUAUUCGAAAGCUGACCAGGCAAACUGGAUCACAAUCAACCAACGGGAUAUUUCCGUUGAUAUUUCCCAAGUAAUAGAAGUCCAUGAUGGUGUUUUUUCUAUAGAUCCUGAUACAGAAUAUGUAGUGAGAGCCGUCCUUAGGACGAAGGGGAGAGAUUUAGUGCCAAAAUCUACUACGACCGCAAAAGUCGUAACAGAAUGCGUUCAUCUAACUGAAGACAAAAUUCACAUUACUACUGAAAGCACCGCAGCAGACAUAGAAUUAAGCUUUCCCACAGAUCAUUGCCAAUUCCUAAAAUAUCAAUUUGCAGUGGAUACUCAAAAUUACCAAUCACUAAAACCAAAAAAUUUAAACAUUCGUGUUUCUAAAUUAAAGCCUUAUACUUUACAUAAAUUUUAUGUGAAAUACACUCCAACAGAUAACAAAACUGAAAGGAUUAUAACAAAAGAUUUUAUGACUAGACAAGCAGAACCAUCGAUUAUUACAAAAUUUAAACACAGUGUUACAUCAACAACAAUUUCCUUGUCAUGGGAAAAACCGGACGAAGGAAAUGGUAAAAUAUCUGGUUAUCUAAUAAGAUAUAAAGUAUUAAGACAUUUGGCGUGUCAACAAAAUGACGAAAGUGAAUUUUCUCAUGAAACAACAAAAGACACGUCAAAAACUUUAAAGAUGUUAAAACCGUACACCAGAUACGAAGUGCAUAUUCAAGCCAUAAAUGAUGAAUUCCUAGGAAAAGAUUUUUCAACAUUUAUAGAAACUAUGCCUUUAAGAAGUAUGUUUUUUUAUAUAUUUUCAUUAUGA
Molecule: messenger RNA, 2450 nt
Organism: Diabrotica virgifera virgifera (western corn rootworm)
Lineage: Eukaryota; Metazoa; Arthropoda; Insecta; Coleoptera; Chrysomelidae
Exons: 16
Coding region: 48-2450 (800 amino acids)
Molecular function (GO): protein binding
Source: RefSeq, a predicted model, not a curated record